UGGCGACAGUACAGUGGCGAGCUGCGGGCAGUGGCAAGUGGCCAUAAGUCGUAUUGUGACGUCAAGGAACGUCGAGCGAUCAAGCUAUGAAAUGUCAGUGCUCCAGUGAUUGGAUUCCGCACCAAAAUUUAAUAAUUUCAAUUGAUUGAAUUACUUGGCCGUCUAUGUGAACAUACACCGACUUUUUCGUAUCUCUGCCGUGAAAAAUUCUCCACAAUGGUUCAACAAUACCAAUCACCUGUUCGGGUUUACAAACACCCUUUCGCUCUUGUCAUGAUGGCGUAUGAACGGCGUUUUCCAACCUGCCCACAAAUUCCAGUCUUUGUCGGUUGCGAAGUUACUUUAGAUGAAGAAAGUCAAGGUGGGGCAAUCAGAACGACAGAGCGAAGAUGUAAAUUAAAUGUGGAUGCACCGUAUAUUCUAAAGAAGAUAAUAGGCGUAGACUUUAUAUAUUUUAUUCAGAGAAACGUCCUAGAUCGUCGCAACAGUAUUUUAGAAAUUGAGGCUUACAAUGAAAGUUUUGCAUCGAGAGUUACUGUUUUAGAAAAAUGUAGAUAUUUUAUUCACCCGGAAAAUCCAGAAUGGACUUGUUUUGAGCAAACUGCCAGUCUGGAUAUCAAGAACUUUUUUGGAUUUGAAAAUUCAAUGGAAAAGUUAGCAAUGAAGCAAUAUGCACAGAAUAUUUCAAAGGGAAAGGAGAUAAUAGAGUUUUUUAUCAGCCAGAUGAAAGAAGAUGGUAUUACGUACGUAGCCCCUUGGGUACCACCAGAAAACGUACCUUCGCCAGUACACGAAAAAAUAUCUUUGGAAGAAAUCAAAGAACCAACCUCACCGAAAGAAGCAGGUUCAUUUGAUACAAAAUUACCCAGUACUCGAGAUAUGCAACUUUCUUCGGAUUACAUAGAAAGGUAUCUCGGAAAAUUGGAUAUGAUGCAAGAAAGUUGUCUCGUUCAAGUAAGACACAGCAUAGAAGAAUUGAGAGGAAGUUCGGUGCCAGGAGAUGCGACUUUACUUCGCUUCUUGCGCGCUAGUGAAUUUUCAAUGGAGAAAGCGAAGGAAAUGUUAACUCAAUCUCUUCACUGGAGAAAGAAGUACCAGAUAGAUAAACUUUUAGAAGACUACGAAAUGCCGCAAGUCGUCAAGGAUUAUUUUCCUGGUGGCUGGCAUCAUUUUGAUAAAGAGGGCCGUCCACUUUAUAUUUUACGACUCGGGCAAAUGGAUGUUAAAGGAUUGCUUAAGUCGAUUGGAGAGGAUGAAUUGCUUUUACUUGCUUUACACAUUUGCGAAGAAGGCCUGCAAUUGAUGGACGAGGCGACUAAUGUCUGGGGCCAUCCAGUUUCUCAGUGGACUAUUCUCAUUGAUUUGGAAGGUUUAAAUAUGCGGCAUUUGUGGAGGCCUGGAAUUAAGGCUCUUCUUCGAAUAAUCGAGAUCGUGGAAGCAAAUUAUCCAGAGACCAUGGGAAGAGUUUUGAUCAUGCGGGCACCUAGAUGCUUCCCUAUUCUGUGGACGCUGAUCAGCACAUUCAUACACGAAAAUACACGGAAUAAAUUUAUAUUCUACUGCGGUACUGAUUAUCAAGAACCGGGAGCUGGAGGUCUCAGUGAUUACAUCGAUGAACAGUUCAUUCCUGAUUUUCUUGGUGGAUCGUCAGAGACAUACGUUAUGGAAGGAGGAGUCGUACCGAAAAAUCUAUACAGAGUCGAUUUGGAAGUUCCUGCCAGUGAGCAUGAGCACAGUUUAUAUCACUCAAUUAGUCUUGGUCGUGGUCAAGUGCAUAAUGUUGUCAUACGCUCCAACGACCCAGGAGCUGUGCUCACUUGGGACUUUGAUGUUAUGAGGCAUAACGUGCUUUUUACCGUAUUGCACAAAGCAAUCGACGCCAACAUCGGCAAAGCAGGUACUAUGGCUGUGCCAUUGAACUUUGAACAUGAAACUGGAACCAAAGAAUGGAAGGAAGAUCUUGAUUGCAUAAAAGUCGAGCCUAGUAUCGUUUGUCACGAUGGAGAGAGCAUUCAGGGAACGCAUAUAAUGCAAGAACCAGGAACCUACAUUUUGCAGUGGCAGAAUCCGGAAGAAGGAGAAUUCCUACCAUCGAUCAGUUCCCACAAAGCGCAGUUAAUGUACUUCUAUGAAACGUUGCCAUCGGCACAUUAUAGAGGAUCAAUGAUGAGCCUUCAAUCGGCGGUGAGUGGAAGGUCAGUUGCAAGUUCUUCGUUGUCCAGAUGAGAAGUAAACACAUCUGCAAAGGCAGAACCACCCGAAGAUCUAAAAAACGACUGACGUGAUAUGCACGCCAAAUGACGAACAACUCAGAUCCUUUGUAGUAAAAUUUCUAAAGCCCGAAAGCGACUUGCCCUUGUUUAAAAGAGCAUAAAGAGAUUGAAAUUUAUUGGAAAAUCGCAGCGAACGUGACGAAGAAACAUAUAAAAAUAGUUGAACGCUGUUAGCCAAUUCUAGAAUAAAUAGAUACCGUUAAAUUAAUAGAAUCGUUGAAAAAUCUGUUAAACUGUAAUAAUGUUGCUGUCUUAAAAAUUAUUUUCGUAAACUUACAAAGAACAGAGCGACGGGUACGAUAACGACUUUUUGAUCGAUAUUGAAGCAAAUCUGUCAAUUCAGAUUUCCUGAUAACUUCCAGAUCUAAGUAUAAUCUUAGCAUUCUUAGUUGCUUUGCGAAAUAAUGAUUAAUUUACACUAUUCUGCGUAUACACUAUACGUGCAUCCUCAUUAAAAUGUACAAUGGCGUAGUUGAUCGAUCGCUUUAUUAGAAGAAGAAAUCCUCUUCUACUUCAAUGAACAAGGAAAUCAAUUAUAUUUAUUACUGCAAAAUUAGAUUGUGAAAGUAGUGAUUAACAAUAUUUUAGCCUAAAGAUACUCAAACUUUCAAGAAUAAGGCCUAGUAAACGCAUUUUCUGAGAAAGAGGACACAGAUUUAAAUGUAAAGGUACUUUUUCUUAUUUUUUGUUAUAUACCGUUUGUGUGGCUGUUUUUUUACUGUGCCUUUUUCUUACAGUUAAAAUAAACAAGUUCAGUACUUUCGAAGAAAAAUAUGUCAAUACAAAAGCAAUAGAGUGAUGUAGAAUUUGAUGCUUGCAUGAAUUAGAUAUAGAGCGUAGAAAAUAUGAAACUUCCCUCAUUAGUAAACCACGGUACCUCUCUCAUUUCUUCCCAAAAUGCUAGAAUUUAUCCAGUAGAACGCAAAUUGAAAUAAGUGUGUAGAUUUCAUAUCACUAAUUAAUAAGAUCACCAAUUAUUACAUCACGAAUUAAUCAAUAGUGCUUAAUUCACAUCCACUUUUUUAAGUUUGUUAAAAAAAAGUGAAUUAUUGUUCUAUACAAUCCUCAGUAUUGUUCAAAUUUUAAUAUCCUCUAUCUUAAUGUUACAUUAUCGAUAUUUUGUAAAAAUAUUACAUUCUAGACUACAGAAAUAUUUACAAUUUACAAAGGUUUUAAGCUGGAAAGAGGAAACGUAGCAUGAAUUUAGAUUUAUUUCGAGAUUUUUGUCGUCAAAUUGGAACAAUCCAUGAUGUAAUUAGAGUGACAGUGAUUGCAUGUUAAUUUAAAAGAUACAGAAAUGUACUAGUUUUAAGCGUUAAAAGGUAAUCUCAAAUGUCAUACAUAAGGUUAACGAGAUUGUGUUCUGAUGUGUACAAGAUUUGUAAUCUUUUAAGCCGUAUUCCUAUUACUCAAGUGCAAUGACGCUAUGGACCAAUAAUUUUUUUUACAAUCAUUUCAAGAGAAGGAACAAUUUCAAUCGUGUUAAAGGCAUUUAUUUAAUUACUAUCAAUGUUAUUUCAUUUUAAAAGUAAAUCAAGAACAUCACAAUAAAUAUAACCAAUAUUUUAAUGAUGAUCAUAAUUAAUAAUGAACUGAAUGAUUUUUCUUUUUUCAUAUCUAACUCAGUUUUUGUAGAAUUUUAUUAAUCGAAUGGCAAUCUGCCCGAUGUUAUCAAAACAACAUUCUUAAUUUUGAUUGCGAAUUGCAACUGGAGUUGUCCAAGAACAACUUUACAUUUUGUACGUUUUUAAUCAUGCAAGUUUUAUGCAAGUAUUUUAGUAACUCCAUGCAUGAUAAUGAUGACAUUAACUUCAAGAGUUAGUUUUUUUUAUAAAUGUAAUAUAGAUCUGACUGAUCAAAUAAGUGGAAAAGAAAAUUAUAUAUUUGGAUCUAGUUUUUAAUCAAUAUAGUUUUUUAUUUUCACUUUACUUUGUGUCCUUCCAUAUAAUCAUGUUCUAUUAAAGAUAUGGUAUCUAUUUUCCUAAUGCAGAUUAUAUAAAUAAGUUAUAUUAUUCGUGUAAGUGUAGCAAUGUAUGGAAAAUCACCUAUUCCAAAAGUAUAUGAAAUGAAUUUAGGAGAUAUUUAAAAAUAUUCACAGAUUGGAGGUUUUAAUGCGUCUAUUCUUUGAUCAUUUGAAAUAGCUUGUACAAAUUAAACUACUGAAUCAAAUGUUCGGUGUGCAAUUAUCUCGUUAAGCAGUUUUAACGAAAUUACAUGUUUUAGAAAAUCAUGAAAGUAUAUCAUGAAUGUAUAUAAUAUAUAAUGAUCAUGGAAAUAUAAUGUUUGGAUUAGAACUU
Messenger RNA from Belonocnema kinseyi, 4570 nucleotides. RefSeq names its product protein real-time (gene retm). The coding region runs from base 217 to 2226 and encodes 669 amino acids. Gene Ontology annotation, cellular component: cytoplasm. The record is from RefSeq and is a predicted model, not a curated record. Lineage: Eukaryota; Metazoa; Arthropoda; Insecta; Hymenoptera; Cynipidae. The transcript is spliced from 15 exons.